UGGACGUAGUUCGACUAUGCUCUGGCUUUGACUGCCUCCCACUGAAGAGAGUUAGGGUUCGCCUGUGUUCACCCUCUAUUUUGGCACAUCCAACACCCCAGCGCGCGAACAAAGGGGCUUUUCCCGCACGCGCACACAGUAGAAGAGGUAUUCAUCUAAUUCUCGGAUCCCGCGGAGUAUGUGGCUACCGAAUCUCUAAAGCGCGAAUGAAGGAAGAGGAUUGGAACAAAGCAAUUGCUAAACGAAACUCAUCAAAAGAGGAACUUGACUGCACGCACGCACGCGCAGAGGUCUUUCUUAACUGGACAAAACGACUGGUAAAUAAGAAUGUUUCUUCUCUCCACCGGCUGCAGAAUGUGCAUGUGCAUCAUCACCUUUCUGUCUGCAUUCGCAAUUUCCUGCCAUGCGUUCCGCAGUUGUGGGGAGGUACAGUGCGGUGAGGGCCAGCAGUGCUGUCCCCCUACGUUUACCGGCAACGGCAGUGCGAGCUCCACCGUGCGAUGCUGCAAACUCCCGCUGCACAUAUUCUUUGACAACGUGGGCUGGGUGACGCGCAAGCUCUCGGGCAUCCUGAUUCUGCUGCUACUCUUUGCCAUGGGCUACUUCAUCCAGCGAAUAAUCUGCCCGCGGCCGCGCCGACACCACCACCCUGAACACCCGGAGGAGCCCUCCCUCUUCCAAGGUCACACCACGGCGUCCCAAGACUCCCUACUGGACCGGUAUCCUGAAUACAGCUUUGGGGACUUAACUUCACCAGUGCUGCAGCUACCAGCAUAUGAUGAGGUGAAAUACUUGCCGACCUAUGAGGAGACAAUGCUGGAGGUUCACAGGGACCGGUCGGAUGAUAAUUUACUGGACCAGUCUGAAGAGCCUGCUGCAGGCACAGGGACGAGGGAGGGACUGAGAACCACAGAAGAGGGACGGGACAAUUUAGGACACACACCUCGAGCAUCUCGGAAUUCUGUCUGACUAAUUGUGAUGUGACUAUAAAAUUAUACAUUUUAUUAUGAACUGAAGAGAAACUUACAGACUAAACUUAAGUGCAAUUACCUUCAAUAUGUUGUAAUGAAUGUCGAAAGUAAUAUGAACUGUCAAUUUUGUCAAUGACGGUGGUUUUUAUACUUUUGGAAUGUUGACUCCCCUUUUCUAUGCAAAUCGCUAAGCCUGCUUGGUAUGAGAAAGAUAAUAAAAGAGAGAUGGCUGCAAAAAUCGGAGGCUCUUUUGUGUAUUGGCAGGCAGCUAAUUUGGCGCUUGUACAAUCACAUUACGUUUUUCUUCAAAGGUUAGAUUUCCAAUGGUACUGUGAGACAGAUGGCUUUCUCACGAAUUUUCAUUUAUUUUAUGAAAUGGUCAGGCUGAGAAUUUGUUUUUGAGUCUGCUUAAAAUACUUACAGCCUAAAUUUGCAACCUGUCAUAGCAGAAUAGUCAACAUUGUGUGAUGUCGAUUUCAGGCCAAAAAUAACCCUAGGAAUUAAUUAAAAUAACCUUCUCCAACACAUCUACAUCAGCAAGUUCUUUAAUCAAAUGUAUCAGAGGUUAAACACUGCAGCACCUGCACCUUUUCUGAGAGAUGCCCCAAAAACUGGAUCAAAGGCCAGUUUGGCUUUUUGUUAGUUUGUUGUGACCCUCUGCAUAUUGGAAAUCAAGCAAAUGUUCACAAAUUUUCAGGGGACCAUGCAGGUGACAGUAUACAUCACAGAUCAGUUAACAGAGACAGCAUGCCAUUUAUCGAUCAAUCAUAUUUACCUCUCUCUCUGUCCAUGUUUGUCUAGCAGACCAGUAAUUCUGCAGACAGGUACAUUAUAAUAGCUAUAUGAGUGUGCUCAAUACCAAAUAAUCACUGGCCUUGACACUUGUAAGUCUUGUAAUCCAGCAGGCACAGCUUACAUUAUAAUA
Messenger RNA from Esox lucius (northern pike), 1896 nucleotides. RefSeq lists its product as uncharacterized. The transcript has a single exon. The record is from RefSeq and is a predicted model, not a curated record. NCBI's taxonomy places the organism in Eukaryota, Metazoa, Chordata, Actinopteri, Esociformes, Esocidae. Bases 328 to 969 code for a protein of 213 amino acids.